GCAGUGCUCCUGCCGCGGCCGCUCAGCCCGCCGCCUGCCUCGAGACCGUGCCUCCGGGCUGAGGCUCCGCCGAGAUCCGGGCGUGCUCGGAGCUCCGCGGGACCGGGAUCGGCCCUGAGUCUCCGGGACGUCUUGGAUCGGCCGACUUUGGAGGCUCCUCCGGCGAGGCCGCGGCGGUGGCCACAACCGCGGAGCCCGAUGUGCACAGCGGGCGGGAGAGCCAGGCUGGCGGCGGCUUCGGGGAGGAAGGCUCGCACGUGGGGCCGCGGGACACGGAGGCGCACGUGGCUCUGAGCCGCGCUGCCCUCUGGCCGCGGGCUCCCGGCCCCGAGAACAUGACCACGGCCCAGAACGGCCACGGGCGCGGAGCUGCGGACCCCUGCCCGGUCUCGGACCCCAAAGACCCCGGCAUGGGGACCUACCCCGGGUGUCGGAACGGAGGCUGCGACGGCGGGGGCGCGGGCGCCCGGGAGGCCCGGCUCAGCCCGGCCCGCCUCCUGCGCCUCUUCUCGGCGGGCGCCGGCAGGACGCGCGCUGACCCGGAGCGGCCCCGGCCCGCCGGCCUCGUCGUGGGCAGCGCCUCCACGUGGAACGCUCUGGCCUCCUUCCGGAAAAUGGGAUCUUUCAAGAAACUCAAGUCCUCUGUGCUCCAGGGAAUCCAGAACCGGGAGGGGUGGGAUGCUGCGAAGGAGGGGACCUCGGAACACGGCCUGGGGCAGCCCGUCCCCAACGGCGCGCCGGCCAGGCCCCCGACGGCCAGGUGCGCCGCGGGGCCGUCCGACGGCUCGGACCCCGAGGAGGCCGACGACGAUGGCUUCGCCCGCGGCGCCCUCCGGUCCCGCAGCAUCCGCCGCGCCUACGGCCUGGGGCGCAUCCGCCUUCUGGACCCCGAGCCACCAGCCCCGGAGCCCGCGGAGCGCGAGGUCCCGGCGCGAGAGCCCGAGCGCAACGGCGUCUGCAGGCGCAGCAAGAGCACCGACAGCCUGACCUUCCUCAAGAAGAGCUCCUUCCGACGGAAGUCGGCCUCGCACCUGCCCGAGCCCCAGGGCCCCCGAAGGACGCUCAGCGGCUCGUCCGCCGACUCCGACAGCUCGGGCGGGGCCCCCGCACGGCCCAGGCGCUGGGCGAACCCGCUGCGGGCCCAGGACCUGGCCCGGAUGCUGCGGCUCGGGGGCAGCCGGCCCGGGGGCUCGGGGGGCGCAGCGCCGGGGCUUCGGCCGCACAGCCGACUGCACGACGACUACUCCCGCCGCUCGGCCCCCGGCCUGGCCGAUGCUCCUCGCGCCCGCAGCCCUCCCGCCAGCCCCCCGGCCCCGCAGGUGCCGGGCGGAGGCUCCGAUGAAGCCAGACCCGGCGGCCCGAUAACCGUGGAGGCCGAGCUUCCUCCUGGUCCCCCGAGGCCCACCACGCCCAAGCCCCCCAGCCCUCGGAGCCCCGGUGCAGCAAGCGGCAAGUGUCCCAGCAGUGUCAGCGCGCUGUCGCUGAGUUCCGUGGACAGUGAGGAGAGGGCAGAGGGGCCCAGCCAAAGGGACCAAGGUCCUGGGCCCUUCCCGGAUGCUUCGCAAGCCACCUGUGACCAGGGCAGUGAGGACAGCGGUGCCGGCAGCCAGGCUCCGUCCAGCCUCGGAGGGGCGGCCCCUUCCGAAGAAAAGGCGGAGGAGGUUGUGCCUGAGGAGUCCUGGAGGCCGGCCUCGCCCCCCGAGGAAGAGAGGACGGAGGCUCAGAGGAUGACCAGGAGGAGGUGGGGUUCCGGGACGAGGGCCAGGCCCCGGCCGCUCUCCGACUACGGCCAGUUGGUCAGCCGAAGUGUGUCCAUUCCCGAGGACUCCAUCGCCACAGACCCCCAGAGAGAGGACACAGAGGAUGGAGUCCAGCAGCCCAGCUGGGCCUCCACCGACCCUGCGGACCAGACCCCUGCGGGCGGCGGCCCCCGAGGGGGCCCGAGACGCCGCCCCAUUUCCGUGAUCGGCGGGGUGGGCUUCUACGGAAGCAGCCAGACAGAGGACGCGGAGACCCUUCUGCCCCAACCCGCGGCCCGGCCGCCCCCGCCAGCCCACCAGGUGCCGCCCUACAAGGCGGUGUCUGCCCGGCUGCGGCCCUGCGUCUUCUCCCAGAGCACCCCCAUCGGGCUGGACCGCGUGGGACGCCGGCGGCACAUGAGAGCAUCCAACAUUUCUGCAGACGGAGGUGCCGAGUCGUCGGCCUUAGUGGAUGACAACGGCAGCGAGGGGGACUACAGCUAUGAAGACCUCUGUCGGGCCAGCCCCCGAUACCUGCAGCCGGGCGGGGAGCAGCUGGCCGUCAACGAGCUGAUCAGCGAUGGCAGCGUGGUCUGCGCCGAGGCGCUCUGGGACCACGUGACCAUGGACGAGCAGGAGCUGGGCUUCAAGGCGGGGGACGUCAUCCAGGUCCUGGAAGCCUCGCACAAGGACUGGUGGUGGGGCCGCAGCGCCGAGAAGGAGGCCUGGUUCCCGGCCAGCUUCGUCAGACUGCGCGUCAAUCAGGAGGAGCUGGCGGAGGCCCCCGGCGGCCCCGCGGGCGAGCAGCCCGAGGAAAGCGCGGGCAGGAGCCGCCACAAGCACCCCGAGAGCCCGCAGCAGAUGCGCACCAACGUCAUCCAGGAGAUCAUGAACACCGAGCGCGUGUACAUCAAGCACCUCCGUGACAUCUGCGAGGGCUACAUCCGACAGUGCCGCAAGCACACGGCCAUGUUCACGGUUGCGCAGCUCACCACCAUCUUCGGAAACAUUGAGGACAUUUACAAAUUCCAGAGAACGUUCCUGAAAGACCUCGAGAAGCAGUACAAUAAAGAGGAACCUCACCUGAGCGAGAUCGGCUCCUGCUUUCUCCAGCACCAAGAGGGCUUCGCCAUCUACUCCGAGUACUGCAACAACCACCCGGGCGCCUGCGCCGAGCUGUCGGGGCUGAUGAGGCAGGGCCGCUACCGCCACUUCUUCGAGGCCUGCCGCCUCCUGCAGCAGAUGAUCGACAUCGCCAUCGACGGCUUCCUCCUGACGCCCGUGCAGAAGAUCUGCAAGUACCCGCUGCAGCUGGCCGAGCUGCUCAAGUACACCACGCAGGAGCACAGCGAUUACAACAACAUAAAGGCAGCGUACGAGGCCAUGAAGAACGUCGCCUGUUUGAUCAACGAGCGAAAACGCAAGCUGGAAAGCAUAGACAAGAUAGCGCGGUGGCAGGUGUCCAUCGUGGGCUGGGAGGGGCAGGACAUACUGGAGCGCAGCUCGGAGCUGAUCCACUCUGGGGAGCUGACCAGGGUCACCAGGCAGGGCAAGAGCCAGCAGCGGACCUUCUUCCUGUUCGACCACCAGCUGGUGGCCUGCAAGAAGGACCUGCUGCGGAGGGACGUGCUCUACUACCGGGGCCGCACGGACAUGGACGCCGUGGAGCUGGUGGACCUGGAGGACGGCCGCGACGGCGCCUGGAACCUCGGCGUCAGGAAUGCCUUCAAGCUGGUCAGCAGGGCGGGCGGCGAGGUGCACCUGUUCUGCGCCAAGAAGCCCGAGGACAAGGCGCGGUGGCUGCAGGCCUGCCGGGACGAGCGCCGGCGGGUGCAGGAGGACCACGCGAUGGGAAUGGAAAUUUCAGAAAACCAGAAGAAACUCGCCAUGUUAAAUGCUCAAAAGGCAGGACACGGAAAGUCAAAAGGCUACAGCGGAUGCCCUGCGGCGCCCCCACACCAGAACCUCCGGCCGGUCCACCAGCGCCACGUCACGGUGCCCACCAGCAUCCCGCAGCAGCAGGUGUUCGCCCUGGCGGAGCCCAAGCGGAAGCCUUCCAUCUUCUGGCACACCUUCCACAAGCUCACCCCCUUCAGGAAGUGACCCCCGGCCAGGCCGAGGGGCGUCCACGUGCCCCUUCUGGGCUCAAUCCGAGGCGUUGGACUGGUGCUGAAAACCUCUCCUGGGGACUCAGCAAAAGGGACCAGCUUCGCCUCCCGUCUCAGAGACCCAGCCGCCUCCUGGCGGUGGGAGGGGCGUGAUGCCAGGCUCCUCUGGGCCCCACGUGACCCACUGAGGUGGCCGAGGCUGGGAGCCAGCGCUGACUCUGAAGUGAUUCUGGACCCCGGAGCAUCACGGAUGAGGAGGAGCUGCCGUCCAGGCCCCGGUGGGCUGUGGGCUGCUAACUCCCCUCGCUCCCUGCCGAAGGCGGUCAGAGUCACUUUGCUUUUGCUUUCGAAGGGGGUGGGCGGGUCAGGGCUAUCCCUCUCUUCGUGGUCUGGGGGGUCUGUGCAGCCCUGCAGGGGCCCCGGGUCCCCUGGCGUCUUCCAGAUCCACAGUUGCCACGUAGUGGUGCCAGCCUGCCCUACCUCCAUCCCACCGCAGGGCCAGGUGGACAGGGCGGCGCCCCCGCCCGGUCCAAGCCCUGCAGGGCUCAGUGACACAGGCAUUCCGAGGACACCUCAGGGGAGGGCAGUCCACUGCUGGCCGGUGCUCCCUGCCCGGGUCGGACUCCCCGAGCAGGACCCUGAGAAAGGACUCGCACGUCUGUCCGCAGCAGAAAAACCCAUUUCCUCUAGUUUGAUGGUGAAGCGAACGAGCAGAUGCACCAGCUGAAGGGCGGUCUUUCCUUCCUUUGCCUCUGUCCUCCCCAGUCGAGUGACAGGGACAGGUGCCGUCUUCCCCUGAAAAUCACGAGACCCAAGGGUCCCGCUUCCUCCUUGCUCAGAGCUGAUGUGGCUGCAUAGACCCCAUUGAAGUGCCCCUCGUGCCAGUCCCCCAUCAGCAGGAGAGACCGAACAGACCCCGACUCAGAGAGCAGCCUUUGCUAACCAAGGCCAGGCAGGCCGAGACCUGUCGGCACUGACCCCUUGCCUGUGUCUAGAUGGUAGAUUUCGGUGAAAGUAACUGGCGCAUGUGCGGUGAGGGACACGGACUGUGCCAGGGAGAGGCCCUUCCGCUUGCGGGGGUCCCACUCCCACCCUGUGGUCUCUGCUUGAGGAUAAACGCUCCCGGACUGUCCCCCGUAGGGGACACCUGAGCCUCCGGGCGUGGGCCCCACGCCCACCCAGAGCGGCCCCGGCCUGGCUGGAGGGUGGUGCGGCCUUGGGCACAGCCUUGGGGCCCUUGGUGCUCCAGGGCCGGGACAGAGGCUGCCUCGUGAACAGAUUUCUCGGUUUUAUAUAUACAUUGCAUUUAUAUAACUGACCUUUUUUACUAACAAGAUAGAAUGACAUAUUUUGAAGACUGUACUUCAUAUGCUUUUCAUAAGCCCCCUUCAGCCAAAACUGGGUUACAUAGCAUUGUUUGUAUAUCCUGCAGUUUUGAACAGUUGCGUGGCUUGUGGGGUUUUUUUGAACCUAAGAGAAUUACUCUGAAGAAGUAGAGAAUCAUUUGCUCACGUGACAUUCCAGGCAGGAUUCUGCUCCAGUACAGAAGCACCCAGAGGGCCCCCCCCAAUGCCCACCACAGGGACCAAGGACUUGCGGCGCUGCCAGCAGCUGUGCUCUGCCGAGCCCUGCCUCCAGACAUGCAUGUCCCACCCCCCCACCCACCCCCGCCACUGCACAGGUCCCUCGUCAGAUGUCCCUCCUGGACGGCUUGAGCUUGGGCAUCCAGGUGAUUUGAAAACCACUACAGUGUGUUUGAGAGGAUGGAACAUUCUAUGACUUGAAAUCUGUGUGUCUAACUCGGCUUUAUCCCAAACGCCUGAGUUUUCUGCGGAGCGGAUGACUCCGUCUUCUGUUUCACAUCCGCCCAACUCCCUUCCUGAUGUGAGUCCUGUGUUGCACUGGGAGAAAAGGAGAAAAAGCCCGGGCUCCUGUAGAGUGUGUAUGAGUUUCAUUGGGAAUCUUGCUUUCUCCAGGAAAUGGUAGGAAAUCUGCACAAUGUGGGUGGAGGGCCCCCCCCCAAAAAAAAGCUGGCUUAACAUCUGGAUGACUUUCACUCUACUGCCAUUCAUGUUUGGGAAUUGCCAGCACGGUUGAGAGACCUCUGGGAUGGCCUUCGCGGUGUCUGUCCUGCCCACACAUGUAACCGCCUUGCGGUAGUUGUCAAACAGUCCGAAAACAGCAUAUCUGUAACGUCAUGGAAGAAUAGCCCUCUCUGUUUCUGGAAAAAAAGGGGGGAAAGCGGCAGCGGUUUGCGGGCGCUUUUCUGGGGACGCCUUCCGUGUGGCUUUGCUCGCAGGAGAUCUGCUCUUUGUCCCCUGGUAGACCUGGUUUCAGAGGUGGGAACCCGCUACUCCCAUCUCCGCGCUCCUCCUGAGUCCUUUGGUGCCUUGCAUUCCUAAUCCCAAGGCGGAACCCCAUGCCUGUUCAGAAAACCCCCUCAAGGGUGCGUUGCUGUUGUGUAGCCACAGAGCAAAGGUGCGUUUCAUUCCAGCUCUGUUUCUCAGUGGAGAUCAGCGUGUUAGCGGUUGGGCAUCCCUGCUCGCCCAGGUUAUUCCUCGUGCAGACGCGCUUACUCACCCAGCAGCCCGACCCCUGACCCCCAACCCCCCACCCCCCCGAGUUAGGGAGGGAGCUGCAGUGGAACGUUUUGCCACCGUUUGGUGCCAACACAUGUGGGUAAGCGUCCCUUCGAUGUGGCACAAAUCAGUGAGGUCACACUGCCCCCAAACAGUUGUCCCCAUCAUAAGCUUAACGUCCAAAUGGUCUCCCUGUUAAAAUUUCCCCUGGCUACUGCUUCUCUCAGGACAGAUGCCGUGAAGCAUGAGGUCCCAAGAUCCUGAAGAUGACAAGCAGCAACUGUCUGAUCUUAGGGGAAAAAAACCCGGAAAUGUAAAUAUUUGUUGCAAAUUUAGUUACAACAAACUUACCAUCACCCUCCUUAGUUGUUUUAAGUAUCUGACUCUCGUAUGAGAAACUACCUAACUGGCUCUGUACUUUUAACUACUGUUGGUCUUUUUUUUUUUUUUUUUGUAAAUAUUAGCAUCUAUUGUGUUUGAUGUACCUACUUUGCAAAGCUUUUGGUGACCUGUUGCUUCCAUUCGAACUCAUCAAGACGCUGUCACCUGUGUAUGUCAACUGACAGCUUCCAGACCGAUGCAGAAGCCGUCGACAGCUGACGUGCGCUGCCCAAGAUCGCUGCGACUUGAUACGUAUUUUCUUUGAAUGAAGUUUUUGUAAAAUAUAUAUAUAUAUUUACAAUGUUAUUUUGAUGAUUUCCUGUAAAUGCUGUGAAUCUAUAUUUGUUGUUUUGUAUCUUAUAUAUUAAAGUUAAUUUGCCAAA
Molecule: messenger RNA, 7190 nt
Organism: Phacochoerus africanus (Common warthog)
Lineage: Eukaryota; Metazoa; Chordata; Mammalia; Artiodactyla; Suidae
Gene: SPATA13
Product: spermatogenesis associated 13
Exons: 13
Coding region: 336-3842 (1168 amino acids)
Molecular function (GO): guanyl-nucleotide exchange factor activity; protein binding
Source: RefSeq, a predicted model, not a curated record